Gasterosteus aculeatus aculeatus (three-spined stickleback) is the source of this 1171-nucleotide messenger RNA. RefSeq names its product trace amine-associated receptor 13c-like. Lineage: Eukaryota; Metazoa; Chordata; Actinopteri; Perciformes; Gasterosteidae. Gene Ontology annotation, molecular function: trace-amine receptor activity. Gene Ontology annotation, biological process: G protein-coupled receptor signaling pathway. Gene Ontology annotation, cellular component: membrane. The record is from RefSeq and is a predicted model, not a curated record.
AUGGAAACCUUGGUGGGAACUGAACUUUGCUUUCCACAACUCCUCAACACCUCCUGCAGAAAGAAAAUUCGUCCUCACUUAGAAACAAUGUUGAUUUACAUUUUGUUGUCCUCCAUCUCUCUGCUCACUGUAGCUCUCAACCUGCUGGUCAUCAUCUCCAUCUCCCACUUCAAGCAGCUCCAGACCCCUACAAACCUCCUCCUCCUUUCUCUGGCUGUCUCAGAUUUCUUUGUGGGCCUUAUUAUGAUCUUUCAAAUAAUGAUAAUAGACGGCUGCUGGUUGCUCGGUGAUCUCAUGUGUUCUCUUUGGUUGAUUCUGUUAUCCAUUAUUACCUCAUCCUCUGUAGGAACCAUGGUGCUCAUAUCAGUGGAUCGAUAUGUGGCUAUUUGUUAUCCUCUGCAUUACUUCACCGUAGUUAAACCAGUAAGAAUUCAAGUCUGUGUUUGUCUGUGUUGGAUGUUUGCUGUUUUAUUUAACGGUCUGCUGCUGAAGGAUAACCUGCAACAUCCAGGCAGGUAUAACUCCUGCAUAGGAGAGUGUGUCUUUGAAAUUAACCACAUCGCUAAUCUUUUUGAUCUGAUUGUUUCAUUCAUUUUUCCCAUUACUGCUAUUGUCAUUCUAUAUAUUAGAAUAUUUGGGGUGGCUGUGUAUCAGGCUCGUGCCAUGCGGUCUCACAUUGCAGUUGUGACAAUGAAAGUAAACGCUAAAAAGUCUGAAAUGAAAGCAGCCAGGAAUCUUGGUGUUGUUGUAGUUGUGUUUCUUAUAUGUGUUCUCCCAUAUUAUUGUUCCGCUCUUAAAUCCCAAAAUAACUUGUACACAGCUUUAUCUGUAACCAUUGUAAUAUGGUUUUUUCAUUUCAACUCCUGUCUCAACCCUCUGAUCUAUGCCACUCUCUACCCCUGGUUCAGAAAAUCAAUUAAGGUCAUUGUUACACUUCAGAUACUGAAGCCUGGUUCCUAUCAGUCCAACAUGCUUUAGAGACACGCUGCAUGGGUCUAAUCUUGAGAAUUGAAUUUCAUUCAUGGUGCAAAUUAAUCAAGAUUUCCCUUUUAACUUCAAUAUAUUGGCCCAGAACAAAAGGUUAAUUUUCUUUCUCAGGUCCCCGGGCCGACCUACAAUAACCUGGAACAGCUGUAUUUUACAACACUAUACCCUCUGGCAAUUCCCCUUG